AUGGACAAGGCCCACCUCGGAGUCGGAGGCCUGUUAGCUCUCGACGCGUCGCCGCGGCCCCUCGGCUUCCUCAAUCUGCUACCGCCCACGACGUCGCCGCCGUUCCACAGAACAAGAACAACCACCAUGGAGGCCGCCGACGACGGAAACGGAACACCGCCAGGCAGGGGCCGUAGGUCCAUCGAGGUGGACUUCUUCUCCGACGACAAGGACAAGAAGACCGCUGCUGCUGCAGCUAACAACAAGACCUGCAGGACCACCGUGUCGCCUGACCCCGGGCCGCCGGCGGCGGGAUCGGGAUCAGCAGCCAGCUGCCUCGCCAUCAAGAAGGAGGACCUCACCAUUAACCUCCUUCCCGGCACCGGCAGCAACGCCAACGACGAGGAGGCGGCCACCAGGCUCCGGCUGCCGUACCAAGACAAGCAGAGCAGGAACACCAACGAGCUUUCGGCCAUGCAGGCGGAGCUUGCGCGCAUGAACGACGAGAACCAGCGGCUGCGCGGGAUGCUGACCCAGGUCACCAGCAGCUACCAGGCCCUCCAGAUGCAUCUCGUGGCGCUCAUGCAGGCGCGGGCCGGCGGCCCGAUGCUGCCUCCUGUGGCCCAGGCGCUGCCGCCGGCGACCGACGGCGCUGCUGUCAUGCCGAGACAGUUCCUCGGCCUAGGACCGGCGGCUGCCGAGGAGACGUCCAACUCGUCCACGGAGGUGGGCAGCCCGCGGCGGUCGUCGUCCACCGGCGGCAACAGGCGGCAGGAGCUUCAGGCGGAGCGCCGCGACAGCCCGGACCCGGCGGAUCCGUCGACAACAGCAAGGCAGCAGCAGCUAGCGCAGCAGCAGGAGGCCAGCAUGAGAAAGGCUCGCGUCUCGGUGCGCGCGCGAUCCGAAGCGCCCAUCAUCGCCGACGGCUGCCAGUGGCGCAAGUACGGGCAGAAGAUGGCCAAGGGCAACCCAUGCCCGCGAGCCUACUACCGCUGCACCAUGGCCAACGGCUGCCCCGUGCGGAAGCAGGUUCAGCGCUGCGCCGACGACCGCUCCAUCCUCAUCACCACCUACGAGGGCACCCACAACCACCCGCUCCCGCCCGCCGCCAUGGCCAUGGCCUCCACCACCUCCGCCGCCGCCUCCAUGCUGCUGUCCGGCUCCAUGCCCAGCGGGGACAUGAUGACCUCCAACUUCCUGGCGCGGGCCGUGCUGCCGUGCUCCUCCAGCAUGGCCACCAUCUCCGCCUCCGCGCCAUUCCCCACCGUCACGCUCGACCUCACCCACGGCCCGCCCGGUGGUGCUGGUGCUCCUGCUGCACGACCGCAGCCGCACUUCCAAGUGCCGCAGCCACCGCACCAGCAGGUCCAGCACCACCACCUGCAGGCGGCGGCCGCGCUCUACAGCAGUCACCAGUCUUCGUCCAAGUUCUCCGGCCUGCACAUGUCAUCGUCAUCGACAUCGGACAAUAACAAUAAUGUUGGCACUGCUAGCAGAGCCGCCGUGGCAGCGGCUGACGCGCCGCCGCACAUGGACACCGUCACCGCGGCGGCAGCGGCCAUCACAGCGGACCCCAACUUCACGGUGGCGCUGGCGGCGGCCAUCACCUCCAUCAUAGGUGGAGGAGGCCAUCCAAUUCCAAUUGCGAUGCAUCAAGGGCAAGGGCAAGGGCAAGGGCAAGGGCAGGGGCAGCAGCAGCAGGGUCCGACCCCGACCCCGACGAGUAACAGCAACGCCAACAACAACAACAAUGCGGUGGUGACAAGCAGCAGCAACAAUACGGCGACCAGCAACAGCGAGACCCAGUGA
Molecule: messenger RNA, 1788 nt
Organism: Miscanthus lutarioriparius
Lineage: Eukaryota; Viridiplantae; Streptophyta; Magnoliopsida; Poales; Poaceae
Source: the annotation of a GenBank genome assembly